AGCUGAAUCCAGCUCUCUUCAGCUGUAGCUGUUGGCACCAUCUCACAGUGGUUUUGUUUUUUCAGGACAGUAGAGGGAGCUGCAUAUCUCAUAAGGGUGCGACUUUGUCACAGGUCCAUUCAGAACGCAAGCACAGGGGUCUAGUCACCCAGACUGAAUUCCCAGCUACCCACUGUGAAGGGGCACAGCUGCGCUCUCAGUCAUGAAGGUGUCCACAGUCGUCCUGGUGAUAUUUACGACAUACACCUGGAUGUGUCAUGCAGAAGUAAAUUCAGUGGAGCCUCCUGACAACGUGACCAUGUCCGACCUGGGACUGCUUGGUCAGCUGGUGAUCCAAUGGUCACCGCCAGCCAGUCUACAGAAUGUGACGGACUGUACAGUUCGCUACCAGCUGGAGUACUUCAACACCUAUAGAAAUCAGUGGAAGGGUUUCAGAACUCUCCGGACGAGCUUGCGAGCCCAGUUUGACCUCGAGCGGGACGUGCAGGUGAAACUACGCACCAUGCUGAGGGGGAAGUGCACAGGUGACGUGGAGCGCUCCAGCACCACCUUGGAGCUGACCUGGCCCCCACACCUGGCUGGUGCCGUGGGCAGUAGGGUGCAGGACUUCAGCUGUGUGUUUCACAGGAAGGAGUACAUGGAAUGCAUGUGGGUUAAAGGAGCUGACGAGCCCCAGCACUCCCAGCACUUUCUCCACUACUGGCACAGUGACCUGGAGUCCGUGGCAGAGUGCCCAGAGUAUAUUCUGCGAGGCGGCGUCCGAACGGGUUGUCUGUUCCCCCGCAACACAAUCAAAGAAUUCACUGACUUCAACGUGUGUGUGAAUGGAUCAUCACCUGUGGGACCUAUCAGACCAGCCUAUUUCAACAUGCAAGUCCAAAAUUAUGUGAAGCCGGGGCCGGUGGAGGCCGUGUCCCUGGAGGCGGUGGAGGAGGAGGGGGGCGAGGAGCUGGAGCUGGAGCGUGAGCGUGAGCUGGUGCUGGAGUGGAGGCCCCCGGCGGGACACAUCCCCCUCCACUGUCUGGAGUACGAGGUCAUGUCAGAGCACACCCGCCAGGACGGGACCAAGUGGACGAUGGUGAAUGUAACGGAGGACACCUCUCUGGUGUUGCCAGCAAACCAGCAGAGCUGCGCUCGGGUGCGGACCCACGUGCAUGAAUACUGCUCCGACAGCAGCUUCUGGAGUGACUGGACCCAGUGGCGUUGUCUGCCGGCAGUGGCAUUCAUCCAUACAAACGACCUCAGCCCAGCGAUGGACAUUGCACUGAUCUGCGUGUUGGUGGCCUCUGCAGUGGCAGUGCUCUCCCUCUGUAUGUCACUGUGGAUGUUCAGAAAAAUGUGGAAGAAGAGAAAUGAGCAGAAAAUGUUGGACAGCUUUCUCUUCUGGGAGAACCAACACCUGAAACUGUCCCCAGCUUUGAGCCAUCCCUGACCUGAUGCCAGAGGCUUCAUUGCCCCCUUCAGCUACGCACUGUUGCACUGAGUCAGCCCAAAUUGGGGGGGGGGUUCUAACAUGCAUGCCUGCCUUUUCCCAGCACAUGAAAACCAAAUACCACCUACAGAGAAUCAGACUGACGCACAUAGACCAGGGCUGUUGAUUGAUAAAUCUCCAUUGGCCAAUAAAUCAAGGUCACCUACAGUACAGCCCUGAUGUGUGUGCGUCAGUCUGGGUCAGACACAUGGCUGUUGACUGAUGGCAGUGGAGAUCUUCACAUUCAGUGUGUUCUGGCUAUUCUUCCCCAUGAGAAUAUUGCAACAUGACUUUCAUUACUCCGGUUUAGGUGUUUUACUUGGCAGAUGUCAUGUCCCAAUGAGUCAGAGAGCAUAUUUACUGCAUAGUGGCAGGUCACAUAAGCUGUCAUUUAAGAUUCUCAGAGGUGCCAUGAUAACAACCAUUUGAUAUCAUGAUAAUGGAUAUGGUUGUGUUAUUGUGGGAUUCCAGUAUAAGCCCAUAAGUCUAAGGCUGGCCAGUUGAAUGUUAGACUUCAAAUUAGUCAAUUGUGAUUAAUUAUUUUAAAGUUACUCAAAACCGCCUGUUGUCUUGCCAUAUUUUAAAACGGAAAGCAGAAGAAAAUUAUUUAUCUUGUUUUGCACUGUAUACAAAGUUAGUUUAGCUGUGGGCUAUAAUACAUCAUUUCAUUUGUAACAUUAUUGUUCUCUUUUAUUGUGAGAAAUGUAUAGGCUACUAUUUUGUGGUUCAUAUGAGGCUUCAAACCUGCUGCAAUAAACAUGUAUUUGAAGACUGAAA
Sardina pilchardus (European sardine) is the source of this 2248-nucleotide messenger RNA. It is a transcript of the gene il13ra2, whose product is annotated as interleukin 13 receptor, alpha 2. Gene Ontology annotation, cellular component: external side of plasma membrane. The transcript has 10 exons. Gene Ontology annotation, biological process: cytokine-mediated signaling pathway. The record is from RefSeq and is a predicted model, not a curated record. Bases 203 to 1432 code for a protein of 409 amino acids. Gene Ontology annotation, molecular function: cytokine receptor activity; protein binding. Lineage: Eukaryota; Metazoa; Chordata; Actinopteri; Clupeiformes; Clupeidae.